AUGUGCUGGAUGUGCAGGCUUUGUAUGCACACCUUUGAUGUGAACGUCUAUGGGCAGGGCGUAGUGUAUCGCUUGUGUCUUGGCACCGGACCACACAUCUUGUGGAUGGCUGUGGCUGAGCUGGAGAAGGGUUCAGUUGAAAGCAGCAGAGUAUUAUGUUUCCUGUCUUCAUCUCUUUUCCCCUCUUUCUCGUUCGUGAUCGCUUCUCCCGACUCUUCAAUUUGGGCCAGCCCAGCCUCCGUCGCUUGUGUGCGCACACGAUGCCAUUCCCGAUCAUGGGCUCAUCUUCCUGCCGCCAUUCUGGUGCAUAUGCCAUGGCUCUGCUCUCGGGACAUACACCAUCGGCCCCACAUAUCACCAGGCCGCUCGUUCUGUCUGCAAGGCUCAGUUGGGACAUCCAACUUCACUUACUACCUCCCCCCUCCUUAUUAUCUCUCUCUCUCUCUCUCUCUAUCUAUCUAUCUAUCUAUCUCUUUCUCUCUUGCUGUCUGCGUCUGUGUCUGUGUCUCUUUCUCAUUCUAUCAAUCUUGCCUUCUCUGCUCCUUUGUCUGCAUUUCUUUUUCGGCCAUCUGCAGACUUUUCUGGAGUCCUCACAGCACCUACAGGGUGGGCCGUGCGGACAACUUGGCCGGUCUGGUUGAGGGGCUAGAAUCUCGCAGCUGGGCGGAGGAGAGACUCGAGUGA
Molecule: messenger RNA, 684 nt
Organism: Protopolystoma xenopodis
Lineage: Eukaryota; Metazoa; Platyhelminthes; Monogenea; Polystomatidea; Polystomatidae
Source: the annotation of a GenBank genome assembly